AUGUCGCUUUACGGUUGGCACCCCGGUGAACGCUCAAUCCGCGAAAAACUGGGCUUCGAUAAGGAUCACUCCCUCAACUGGUUGUACACCUAUGUUGACGGUGAUCUUCCCCCUGACCAUGGUGUUUUCUACUCGACACUACUCCCGUUUCUCCCUGUUACGACCCUGGAUUCGAUGGGACGACCGUGGGGGUCCAUCCUUGCUGGCGCAGAUGGCAAGCCGGGCUUUAUCUCGAAUCCGAGGUAUACAACGCUAUCAUUUAAUGUCAAAGUUUGGGACGGCGAUCCGUUCAUCAGGAACGCGAGAGAUUCUGGGGAUGGUGAGAUGCUGAUGGCGGGUAUUGGGGUGGAGUUUUCGACACGUCGCAGGAAUAAAUUUGCGGGGAAGAUCACGAAGGGAAAGGGGUGUGAUGACGGAUACCGGUUUGAGGUCCAUGUGAAUGAGGCCAUUGGGAACUGCCCAAAGUAUAUUCCUCUCCGAGAGUUCGUGCCAUACCAAGGCUCGCCAACGAUGGUUUACGACAAGCGCCAUCUUCGGAACGAUGAAGAACUUCCUGAUUCCGUCGUCUCCUUCGUUCACUCCUGCGAUACGACCUUCUUUGGCACUACCUACGCUGCAACCGCGGAUGAAGCGAGCCGAUUUCCAUCUCACCUUGGUAUGAAUAUCCGUGGCGGAAGACCUGGGUUCAUUCGCGUCCGGCCCGUAGACAAACGUACCCUCGUUCUCCCUGACUUUUCUGGAAACCGCAUCAUGACCUCCCUUGGGAACGUCGAGGCCACAUCUCUCGCAUCUCUCACCUUUAUCUCGUUCACGAGGGGGGAUAUCCUUUACGUAACUGGUCGUGCUCAAAAUCGUAUUGGACCAGAUGCGCAGAAGCUCAUCUUCCUUCAAGAGCGACUGACGACUAUUUAUGUGACGGGGUAUAUCUUUGUGAGGGAUGCUCUUCCCGUUCGACAGCGCCCGGGGACGUCUGUUGAGCUCAGUCCUUAUAGUCCGCCUGUACGACAUCUCGUUGAAGAGUCUGCACCGGUCCUCCGGUUUGAUGACGACUCUCCCGCUACAGCCGCACUUAAAAUUAUCACGCUCCACAGCCCGACUAUCGCUACCUUCACGUGGGACUCCUCCCGCGACCUAGAUAUAAUCCCCGGCCAAGCCAUCAUCCUCGACUUUUCCGGGUUUAUAGGGCAUCCAGGAUACAGACAUAUGGCGCCGGGUAACCCGACGUCGGUGAACGACGAUCGUAUUCGUACAUGGACAGUAUCUUCCUCGCAUGUGGGGCCUACGCUGGAGUUUGCGAUUACCGUGAGGGAGAAACCUGGUGGUGCGGCUACGGGAGCGUUGUUUUCGCUUGCGCGGAGGGUGGCGGACGUGAAACCGGGGUUGUUGGCUGAUAUGAGGUCGUUGGGGUUGUCGGUGCCGAUUGUGGGUGUUACGGGGGAUUUUACCCUCCCUAAGAGUGGGAAGAGGAAGUUGGCGUUGUUCGCUGGUGGGAUUGGGCUGACGCCGUUUUUGAGUAUGUUGAACAGUCUGGGUGGGGGUGGGGGUGGGGAUGAGUGGGAUGUGGUGUUGGUGUUGUCGACUAGGGAGCCGGGUGUGUUGGUUCCGCUGAUUCCGAGGCGUGAUAGGUUGGCGGUGCAUAUAUUUACCAACGAACUGGCUCUGGAGUUGGGGAGCGUUAUAGUACAUCGGGGGCGUGUGACGGCUGGGUUUCUCUUGGAGGGGCGGGAGGUGUGGACGGGGAGGGAGGUGUUUGUGUGUGGGCCUGAGGGGUAUCGGGAGUGUGUCGUUGAUGGGUUGGUUGGGGCUGGUGUUGGGCGGGAGAGCAUACGUCUUGAGGGAUUUGAGUAUUGA
Messenger RNA from Guyanagaster necrorhizus, 1851 nucleotides. RefSeq lists its product as uncharacterized. Gene Ontology annotation, molecular function: oxidoreductase activity. Lineage: Eukaryota; Fungi; Basidiomycota; Agaricomycetes; Agaricales; Physalacriaceae. The record is from RefSeq and is a predicted model, not a curated record. The coding region runs from base 1 to 1851 and encodes 616 amino acids. The transcript is spliced from 2 exons.